GAGACCAGUAAAGUCAUUCUCCUUGCAACUCCUACUCCAGAUAACGUGGCCCCUCUCACUUCCAGUAGCUAACGAGAUCACAGAAACACGAAAAAUUACACUUACUAUAGUACUCUAUUUGCAAUUUUGCAUGAUUACAUAAACUGAACAAACUAAAAAUCAGUUAGUUCAUGGCAAAAUUGCAUCUUUUGACUUGAUGAAACAUAAAUGGCGUUGCUUGCCACUCCCCUCUCUAACCCCAAAACCCACCACUUUUACUGUCACAAUCACCAUUUUCAUCAACUAAAACCUUCAAAUCUCUCCCAUUUUUCCAAAAUUUCCAAUACCCACUUAUCAAUUAAGCUCAAAAAUUCUGGCUUAAGAUGUUAUUCUCAAAAACAAAGCCAAUCUACCCAAAAACCCAUUGAAGAAGAAGAAGAUGAAACAAAUGGAAGUAAAAAGAUGGGUGUUCAAGAAUAUGAAUUUGAGAGGUUGUUUUCAAACCUUAAUCAAGCAACUUUGAAGCAUGAACCUGGUAGCCUUAGCAGUUCAAUUUUCCUAGUGGCAGGAACUACGAUAGGUGCGGGGAUUUUAGCAAUUCCGGCUGUGACACAAGAAUCUGGUUUUCUUGCCUCUGCUGUUGCGUGCAUUGGUUGUUGGGUAUUCAUGGUUGUGACUGGCUUGCUUAUAGCUGAAGUCAAUGUAAACACAAUGUGCGAGUUGGGUUCUGGCGGUGUCUCUUUGGUGUCAAUGGCAAAGAGAACCAUAGGAUCAGUAGGAGUCCAAGUUGCUUGCUGGUCAUACAUCUUUAUACAUUACGCUCUCCUUGUUGCCUACAUAGCUCGUUCUUCCGAUACUUUGACAAACUACCUUGGUAUUCCACAAUGGGAAAGUGGAACCUUGUUUACACUGGUUUUUGGAGCAUUAUGUUACUUCGGAAGCCAACGUUUUAUUGGUGCUGUUAGUGGACUUCUAGUUUUUGGGAUUGUUGCUUCAUUUACAGUUUUAGUGGUCGUUGCUAGUGGGAACCUACAUCUUGAUGCUCUUUUGAAAGCCAAUUUUGAAGCUGUGCCUUCAAGUAUACCCAUCAUAGCACUUGCAUUUGUCUACCAUAAUGUGGUACCUGUUCUUUGCACAAAUUUGGAGGGUGACCUGCCAAAAGUAAGGACUGCAGUUGUCAUAGGAACAGCUAUUCCUCUGCUUCUGUUUCUAGUUUGGAAUGGGGUAAUUCUUGGUACAUUAGAUUCAGAUGUUGGGAAGAUUCUUGACCCAUUACAACAGCUGAAAUCGAGUAACGGAGUUGUUGGUCCAAUAGUGGAAACCUUUUCGUUAUUUGCCAUCUCAACAUCAUACAUUGGAUUUGUUCUGGGACUUGCCGACUUCUUAGCUGAUUUGCUGAAACUCCCUGGGUCGCGAAGCAAAUUACUCCCAUAUCUAAUUACUUUGUUCCCACCAUUAGUACUGGCGUUGUUAGAUCCAGAAAUUUUUUUCAAGGCUUUGGAUUUUGCUGGAACAUAUGGUGUAUUGGUACUUUUCGGUAUUCUUCCUGCAGCGAUGUCUUGGUCGGAUCGGUACUUGACGUCGCCAGAGCUCCCAAAAGUACCCCAGGUGGUUCCGGGAGGAAAGCUUACUCUAUCCCUAGUAAUGGGUGGUGCUUCGUACAUUAUAUUAUCAGAAAUACUCAACACCUUCAAUCACAUAUGAAAGUACGGGGAGGGGAGUACCACCACGAAUUCCAGGCAUUGCCCACACUCGAAUUCUCAUCCCAACAAUAUGUUGGGGCAUUUACUUUUGGGCUGUUUAGCCUUGUAUCCAGCCUUUGAACUGGUGUGUCCUGUUUCCUGUAGGCUAGUAGCUUAGUAGGGGUUCGUAUUCAGACCAAUUAUUUUUCCUAAAAAAAAAUACAUGACAGUACAGGAGUUAUUACAAUAAGAAAGGAGGCAAAAACACGAAGACAAUUUGAGAAUUCAGACUACAAUGACAUGAGCUGUUAAUAAUUGAGAGGAAGCUUGCCUUGAAUGUUCAAUACUCUGUUUCGCAUGUUGUAGAAACUGUACAAAUUGUUCAAUUACAUCAAUUAACAAUUAUUUGAUAAUUUUCAUGAUA
Beta vulgaris subsp. vulgaris (sugar beet) is the source of this 2085-nucleotide messenger RNA. RefSeq lists its product as uncharacterized. The record is from RefSeq and is a predicted model, not a curated record. The coding region runs from base 208 to 1683 and encodes 491 amino acids. NCBI's taxonomy places the organism in Eukaryota, Viridiplantae, Streptophyta, Magnoliopsida, Caryophyllales, Amaranthaceae. Gene Ontology annotation, biological process: amino acid transmembrane transport. The transcript is spliced from 14 exons.